CUCAAUGACGUCAUAUUAAGAUAAUUAUAAGCAAUAAAGGUUAAUGUCGUAAUCGGCUUUAUCAUGUGAAGGCACAGGCGUCGGAAACGAGGUGAGGGAGAUAUUUAAAGAGGCACCAUGAAGAACGUCCAGAUUUAACGGAAUUCUGGUUUACAGAGGGUCCGGUUUUGAGAGAUUUCACUGUAGUUGCAAGCUCACCAAGGUGGCAACCCUAAACGAUACAAGACACAGGAUGUUGUUCGAAUGGGUCUGUCGACGAAAAAGGGUAACCUACAAGCUGAUGAGGUUCUUGAGACAGAAGGAGAGCGACAUCUACAGACAUUGGUUCGAAAACAGCUGAACACCGAUAUCACUCUUAAGCAACAGCUUGCUCAACACAUAUCGUUCAAAAAGGCAGGAGAAUAUGACCCCGAGAUUCGUAGCUUGUCGGGAGUAACGCCGCUGACAGACUACAAGUCAGUUGACAGCAGAGAUGUUUACAUAGAAGAACUCAAACAAUGUGGUCUCACAAACGAUGAAAUAGAACUCAAGCUUGGAUUAGAAAGUCAAGGAAACUCUUGUAAGCAAACUAACAAGAGCAAAUAUGGCAUUAAUCCACAAAUACAAGAAGAAAGACUGCAGAAGGUGGACCUCAAAAUCACAGAAAAUCGGAAGCAGUUGUCGAAACCUGACACGUUCUCUGGAGUUGUUCAUCUUGGACGGCACCACAUGGAGCUGGAGAAGUCGCUUGUUAAUAUUAACAAGGACACCAAAACAAUAAGCAAUGCUUUAAUUAGGGAAAAACAGCACGUCAUUGGUGAUCCCAACGACCCAAUAAAUCAGCUUCCAGAUAUUCUGAGAGACGUUCAGAAGAAGGCGAAACUAGAAGGAAUAAAACGAAGAAAACGUUCUCAUGGUCCAUGCUGCCAUGAUAAGGGUAUUUCUGCCGAUCCUGAUCAUACGGAAAGACCAUCAGAAUUUGUUGGUCCAUUGCUGCCAGAUUAUGAUAACCUUGAAAAUGAUAUCACUGGUUCAGGAGACACUGAACCCAGUACACUGAACAAAGAUGUAUCAUACUCCCAUACUCAAGCAAACCAAGAAUGUGCAACAGUCUCAGCAGAUCAGGAUAAUGCGACCCAACACUUAAACAGGGCAUUACCAGGUCAUACUAGCCUCAAUUCCAAAUUGGAUGACAGCAUUGAUACAAAUUGUGAUGUUGGUGGUCCACGGCAACUUAAAACAGAAGUGGAAUUUGUUCCGGAAACAGUCAUCAAAAAGUACAGACUCACAGAAUGCGGGAUCAGAAAUCUCCCAAGAUUUAAAAACUUCUCUACUGGUGAUCCAAGCAACGUGUUGUAUUUAAAGAACUUAAGUAGUAUGGUAACUGAAGAGGAUCUGGUAUCCUUAUUUGGACGUUUUCAGAAUCCUCGCUCCAGCACACUCAUCUACAAGUUAAUGACUGGACGAAUGCGAGGCCAAGCCUUCGUCACCUUUCCUGAUACACCAACAGCGGAAAGUGCGCUUCAGCUAAUUAAUGGGUACCAUUUCAAGGGGAAACCAAUAAUAAUACAGUAUGGAAAGAAAGUCUGAGAAGUCGUGUGAUGAUUAUGCUUAAUGCAUGAUACAUCAUGUAAAAUAUGAUUAGCAGACAAUACGAGGACACAAACUGGUAUGGGAAUGGUCCUAAAAAUGAAGCAAAUUCCAUUAUGAAUGCAUCCCGUGAGAACAUAUUUCUUUUCUACAUGAUAGCUUGGUUUAAAUACUAAUAUUUCGCCCCUUCUCGGCCUACUUUGGGUUUUGUUUCCCACUGUGUAGGUAUCUGGAUACAUUACAUAAUACGAUACAUCAUAUAAUUAAAUACUGUGGUAUGCAACUAUUUGUAUAAAGAUAUCCAAGUAGCAGUGGAUUACCUCCCACACGAUACGAUUUACCUCCCCGCUGGACAGUCGACGGUUUUGAUGGAACAUCAGUGGAUCGACUAUUUGACACAUGUUUAUAUUCACAAAAAGGCACACAGUUACAGUUACUAAGUUGGAGAGAUCUUCCCAUGACCAGAGCUGGCCCUAGCCUAGAAUACUAGCCCGCGUAGUUGGGCAGGCUGGUUUUUGCCCGAAGUACACUAAAAUGCCCGAAUCUGGAUAACAUCAUUUAUUCAUAUUAUUGUUACUACCAAACAGCUAUAUUGGAUUGCAACUAAUUUUGAGCGUAGAAUGAUGGAAAUACAUGGUAUAAAUGUAUCAGGUAUGCACAUUUUGCCCGAAUAUCUCUACCAUUUUUGCCCGAAUUUGAGGUUUUGCUCCAGCAAUAGGGGGAAGUUGCCCACCAUGUCCUGUCUCACACGCUUAUGAGUAGAACAGUAAUUAAGGAACAGUAUUAUGGUGUCUUUUCCAAUUAGAAAAAAAGAGACCAUUUUUUAAACAAAAUUGGCAUUUGUUUUCAUAUUUACUUGGGGGUAAAGUCCACAAUCUCGCCCCCUUCUCCGGCUGUGUAUGGAAAUCGUUUCGAAAUAAGUUAACAAGCGGGUGAGACGGUGACAUAUGCCAGUUGUAUAACCAAUUACGACAGACUUUCCUGUGUCGUGGUAAGCAGAAGUGUCGAAUAAUGCUGUUUAUUAAAAAGGUAUGCUAAUGUCAUAUUGUAUGCAAUAAAUUAGAAAUUAUUGUUGAA
Gigantopelta aegis is the source of this 2646-nucleotide messenger RNA. Its product is annotated as RNA-binding protein 41-like. Bases 244 to 1569 code for a protein of 441 amino acids. The record is from RefSeq and is a predicted model, not a curated record. Gene Ontology annotation, biological process: mRNA splicing, via spliceosome. NCBI's taxonomy places the organism in Eukaryota, Metazoa, Mollusca, Gastropoda, Neomphalida, Peltospiridae. Gene Ontology annotation, molecular function: pre-mRNA intronic binding; U12 snRNA binding. The transcript has 7 exons. Gene Ontology annotation, cellular component: U12-type spliceosomal complex.